GUGUCCGCCCGGCCUGGCCUCGCGCUAUGGAGUACCUCUGGGCGCCACUCUUGGGUCUGUGCUGCAGUCUGGCCGCUGCGGACCGCCACACCGUCUUCUGGAACAGUUCAAAUCCCAAGUUCCGGGAUGAGGACUACACUGUGCACGUGCGCCUGAGUGAUUACCUAGACAUCAUCUGUCCACACUACGAGGAUGACUCUGUGGCAGAAGCUGCCAUGGAGCGCUACACACUGUACCUGGUGGAGCAGGAGGACUACCAGCAAUGCCAGCCCCGCUCCAAAGACCAAGUCCGCUGGCAGUGCAACCAGCCCAAUGCCAAGCACGGCCCAGAGAAGCUGUCAGAGAAGUUCCAGCGCUUCACACCAUUCACUCUAGGCAAGGAGUUCAAGGAAGGACACAGCUACUACUAUAUCUCCAAACCCAUUCACCAUCAAGAAGACCUCUGCUUGAGGUUGAAGGUGACCGUCAAUGGCAAAAUCACUCACAGCCCUCAAGCCCAUGCCAACCCACAGGAGAAGAGACUCCCAGCAGAUGACCCGGAGGUGCGGGUUCUACACAGCAUCGGUCACAGCGCUGCCCCCCGCCUCUUCCCACUUGCCUGGGCUGUGCUGCUGCUGCCGCUGCUGCUGCUGCUGCAAAGCCACUGAAGGGGGCCCACCCUUCCCAGCUCAAGAACUGGAACCAGAGUGAGGGGGUUAGGGGCAGGUAAUGCUCACCUGUCCUGGGGCCCCUCCCACCCCACGCACAAGCUGCCACCCAGCAGCCUCAAAACGGGUCAGUAUUAAGGGUUUCAACCCAAAGGAAGUUGGCCAGCCCGGCAGCGCCAUUCCUGCCUCCGCCUCAGAGUGAUGGAAGAAGUGAGGUCAGUCCCUUUCCCAGCCAUUGCUGCCUUUAAGCCAAAGAAACAAGCUGUGCUGAUGUGACCCCCUUGAACAAGAGCCUCAGGGCUGCACCGAUGGACACUGAGCUUGGCCAAGAUGCUUAGGACGCCCCGAUGGACAGAUCGAAGGCAAGGGGAGCCAGGUACGGGAGAGGCAGCACGCUUGGGCUAACCCAGCACGUCGCUGUCCCAGAGGACGUUCGCAGCACAGCACUGCCUUCUCCCCAACCUGGGGUGGCACACCCCAGAACUGUGGCCAGCAGGGGGAUAUGCCAGCCUGGUCUCAGAGCAUAUGUAGCAGUCAGGGCAGUGCCCGUAUGUACAGACUCCUUAUAGUGUGGCAGGGUCCACGUGUACAGUACCUGUAUAUAAACUCAUUGUGUGUCAUUUCUACAACUGGAGGAUGUUUUUUUUAUAUACCAUAUUCUUUGUCUCAGAAUAAAUGUGUUUGGUUUUGUUUUGUAUG
Ochotona curzoniae (black-lipped pika) is the source of this 1346-nucleotide messenger RNA. RefSeq names its product ephrin A1 (gene EFNA1). Gene Ontology annotation, cellular component: plasma membrane. Gene Ontology annotation, molecular function: ephrin receptor binding. The coding region runs from base 27 to 647 and encodes 206 amino acids. Lineage: Eukaryota; Metazoa; Chordata; Mammalia; Lagomorpha; Ochotonidae. Gene Ontology annotation, biological process: axon guidance; ephrin receptor signaling pathway. The record is from RefSeq and is a predicted model, not a curated record. The transcript is spliced from 4 exons.